This is a messenger RNA of Ruditapes philippinarum (Manila clam), 5359 nucleotides long. RefSeq names its product centrosomal protein POC5-like. Lineage: Eukaryota; Metazoa; Mollusca; Bivalvia; Venerida; Veneridae. The record is from RefSeq and is a predicted model, not a curated record. Gene Ontology annotation, cellular component: centrosome.
GCUGAGUUCAGUCAAUCAAAAAUUCGGAUAGUGGAACAAGGCAGACUUCAACUGGUGAAAGAACAAGAAAAGCAUGCCUCUGACAAGAUGAAACUUGUAGAAGAAAUAAAUAGUUUAAAGGAACUACUAGCUACUUAUGAAAAAUCCAUAGACAGAAAGGAUCAAGUAAUCUCUAAUCUGACGCAUGCAAUGCAGAAACAGAAAGAUAAAAAUGAAAUGAUGAGAACAUUCUGUGAGUGGAAGAUGAAACAUAAUGAUUUCAAAAGAGAGACAUUUUGUACCAUGAUAGCUAAGAAGCAUCAUCAAAGAUGUUUACAAAGAAAAGUUUGGGAUGCUUGGCACUCGGUCAUAGAGACAAAAUGGAGGGUGCGUGUUGAAAAAGCCUGUCAGGCGAAGGCACAGGAAGUUUGUAUUCAGCUCACGAACAAUUACGAGGCAAAACUGGCUUCUGCAAAUGAAGAGUUAGAAAGUGUGAAGGCGGAGGUAGCUCAGAUGCAUAAAGAACGUGAACGUUACGAAGAGAUGAUGAAGAAAGCGUUCAUGCGUGGAGUUUGCGCCCUUAAUCUCGAAGCGAUGACAAUAUUUCAUAACAAUGAGGAAAAAGAGAACAAAGACAUAGGAAAUGUACAUAUACCUGAUGAUAUCAGUGAAAACAUGAAAGACAGUAUACCAGAGAAAGAUUACAGUAUACCUAAAACAUUACCACAUGAUCAACAUGAAAGAAUUGUAACUAGUGAAGGGUCACGACCUUCUACAGUAACACAGGGCCGACCAUUGAGUUCAAAGUCAACAGGAAAACCAGGAAUGUCAAAACAUUUAUCUACAAAGGUUACUUCAAAAGUUGACAGUAGGAUGUCAAAAGGGGUGGGGUCACAAGUUUUAGCUCCGCCCAUGACCUCAGUGACCGUAGAACGCCAUCAGCCAGUCAAUAAACAAACUAUGCCACAUGCCAUUGCAGGGAAAUACCCACGACAAACAGCUCCACCUAGUGACCGUAGAAAACUAGCAGGUCAAGGUCACCUGCCCUCCAAUAUACAAACUGUAAAACAUGUUGAAUGAUCUAAUAUACUGAACUAUAGGGAGUAUGAAUAUGUGAUACUGUGUAUUAUCAAACUUGAAAUUUGAAACUGAAGUUUCUUUUUUUUUCUCUUGCAUUUAACAUGUUGAACGAUAUACUAAAACAAUACAUGUAGCAUGAGUGUAUUAAGCCUCAAAAACACAAAUAUUUUUAUUCUUAUCUUUCAAAAUUUGAAAAGCUUUAAUUGACUGUGGUAUCCUGUAACAAUUUCCAAAAGUGGUGGUGUGGCCUCUGAGGUUAACAUGUCGGACUAGUAAUCAAAUGUUUGCCGGAGGCAUUGGUUUAAACCCAUGUCAAGGACAAUCCGUUGUAUCUUUGAUGAAGAAACAUUACACUUAUUGCUAAGUGAGUACUGAUUGGUCCUAGGAAUGGAUUCAAGAGUGUUUCAAUAUGCUUACAGCUGCCAACACAAUCAAAAUCAAAUAAAUUUGUAUAAACUAUACAACUAAAUAGUAACUUAUUGGCCUUAAAUCUAGGCCAUCAUUUGCGUAUUUUUUGUGUUUUGCCAAUUAAAACGGCUAUAGGGGUUUAGUAUUUGAAUUAAAAAUACUAUUUUGUUAAGAUGUUGCUACCUUAAUGAAACAGUAUUUCACAUUCAGCACUAUUUUCUUUAGGUAAAAAGCAUCUUGCAUGUUCUCAAACCAUUAUUUCAACAUGAUUAAAAUCACAUUUGCUCUUUCUACAGAAAGAAAACAAAACUUUUCUGAGACUUAAUGAUGUGCCUGUAAGAAAUAUUAUCUUUUGUAAAGAAAGAUUUAUUCUUUAUUCUCUAAAUUUUCAUUUUAUAAUCAAUUUCUUGAUUUUAAACAGGAGCAUCUGUGUUGUUGAUGUGUUACUAGGGUUACAGUUAAAUCUCACUGAUAAAACCUAGAAGUUCCUUUUUUUCUGUCUGAAUUUUCAUUAGCUUAGAGUUUUUCUUAUUUGUUAGAUGAAACAUAUGUUGGUUUUGUUAAAAUUCAUGUUCUGAGUGUUUUGUGUUGCUAGAUUUCCAGUUUGCAUUUUAUCGUAAGUAUGAAGAUAGAAUGUUGGCCUUUUGAUAUAUAGAGGAUAUUCAAGUUUUUUCUAUAAAUACAGGAUUUAUUUUCAUCGAGUGGUAUGAAAAUAAAUAUUUCAUGAGUGGCAGUAGCCAUGAGUUAAAUAUAAACAUUUUCAUACCACAAGAUGAAAAUAAAUCCUGUAUUUAUAGAUCAAAAAACUUGAAUUUUCUGUUUAUUUAUAUAAUUUUUCUUUUUGAUAUUACAAUUUGAAAGAUUUUCCUUUAAAUUUUGUGUAUUUGCUUAAUUUAGAAAAAGAAGUCCGGCAAGACAUCAGUGAAAAUACGAAAAAUAUGUUUCACUGCUGUGAAAAAUAUUUUUUUACAGUGAAAAUACAGGAAAUGAAAGUACGCAUUUUAUUUCAUCAAUAUUUCAUUCAUAAGUAUUUAAUAUAAAGAAAUAUAUGUUUUAUAAUGUUGCAUGAUUUGUGUACAAAUAAAGAGUAUUUAUUAUAAAAAUGACUGCUGUAAAAUAUGUAUCAUUAACAAUGUUAUAUUAUUUAGUUUUGUCAUUAUUUUCUCUUACAUUGGAAAAAGAACACUAGAUGGAAGUUAGAUGAUGUACUUAAAGCAGUUGAUUUAUUCAUUUGAUGUUAAUUGGCUAAUUAAAGGGACUGCACUGAGGUUUUUUUUGGCAUGUUCGAUACUGGAAAUAGUCUCUGCAAGAUUAAUAUUCCCUGUGAUGGAAACAAAUUAAUUUAUUCGUUUGAUGUUAAUUGGCUUAUUAAAGGGACUCCACUUUUUUUGGACAUGUCGGAUACUGGAAAUAUUAUUUCAAGAUUAAUUGUUCCUGUGAUGAAGGUCUAGCCUAAACACUUGUGUGCAACAUUUCAGAUCAUUUGCCUACUCUGUUGUUUCAGAAUAAUUAUUUUAAUUGUUAAAGCAGCACGCCUCCAGAUUCAUGCCUAUUGUCUUGAAAAUUUGAAAAUGUAUUUAACAUUGUAAUAUUGUAAAGUUACCAAAAGAAUGCAGUUUUCACAUUAUCAUUGGCACUUACAGCCCAUUUAAAUUACCAUUAAGAGGUCACAAUAUGCUAAAAUAAUCCUUGCUGCAUUAGUAAUGGAGUAGAAAUAUAUAAAUACUGAAAAAUCGGUCAUUAAUCGCACAUAACAUGUAGAUUUUUACUAGAAUUUUGAAAUUUUAUACUUUUCCUAAAUCUUAGUACAUUUUCUCAGGUUUGAUUUUAUCGAAAUAUUUUUGCUCAUCUGGAGGUGUGCAGCUUUAAAACUGGCAGAAAAUUGAAAAGCUUUGCAAGGCUUUUUUACUCAAAUUGGUCAAAUAAUAACACAAAAAUAUGGUUUUCAAUAUAUUUCAGAAUACAUAUCAUAAAUCAAAUUAUCUUUUGCAUGUUCUAUUGCCGUAACGGUCUCUGCUGAUCUAAGCAAGAAAUCCAAAUUUUCUUUUUGUUGGCUUUUGGACCGCAAUGGAGUUUCUUAAAUGUAAUUUGUCAUGAUGAAGCAAAAUGUAUGUACCUUAUGUCAAUAACAUUUAUCACAUACCUGUACCGAUUUUCGACUCCGUAAAUAUGGUAUUGCACAAGGCUAUAUUUUGAUGUGACGUCAUUUACACUAUACAAACAAAGUGAAAUGUAAGUGUUACGCUAUUGGCACGUCAAUGAAAAAUGAUUAUUUUGCACUUUAAACGGUCUUUUUCUUUUGGUAUGUGAUAUUUGUGAAGGUUCAUUACUAAAUUUAUUGAACUUGUUUAAUAAAAUAACUUUUUGCUCACCAGAUGCUCGCAUAAUAUAAUUUAGUUCAACUCGUGCAAUAAAUUCAGUAUUGAACCACCACUCAUUAGUUAUCAUCUAUUUAAUAAUGCAUCUUUAUAUACAUGUUUAUUAGCAAUCUAACAACUGCAUUUAUCUUUUUCUUUAUAGCCCUGUCAAAGGCCUGAUAUGUAGCCUGUUUUAAAAUAAGACAGAUGGUCCUAAUUAACCCUACAAUGCAUACAUACAUAAAUAUACAGAUACUGUUUAUAAAUUUUCGCAUACAAGUUUUGUCUCCGCAAGUACUUAUUCUAUUCAACAUUAAUCACAAAUUUGCAUUUAUGAUAAUUAUUUUACAUAACUAAGGUAUAAAACUCUCUAACAUCAGUUUUUUAGUAUCUACAUCUAUAAAUUUUAAUGAUUUCUUAGUAUGUCGAUUAUUCGACUAUCAAGCUGUGAAAAUUAUCACCGUUUUUAUUUCUCUUAUUGUUGUGCCCCCACUUUAGUGGCGGGCAUUUAGAUUUACCAUUGUCCGUCCAUCCUUCCGUCCGUUCUCUUUUGUGUCGCACGUAACUCAAAAAGUAUUAGACAUAGAGUCAUGAAACUUUACAGGAAUGUUGAUCAGCAUGUGUAGUUGUGCACCUUUGUAUUUUCGUCUGGAUAUUUUUAGUAUUUUUUAGAGUUAUUGCUCUUGACUUAAUAAAAUUUUGCAAUUUUCAACUUGUGUCGCAUGUAAUUCAAAAAGUAUUUGACAUAGGGUCAUGAAACUUUACAGGAAUAUUGAUCAGCAUGUGUAGUUGUGCACCUGGGUAUUUUCGUCUGGAUUUAUUUAGUAUUUUGAGAGUUAUUGCCCUUGACUUAGAAAUGUUUGCAAUUUUCAACUUGUGUCGCAUGUAACUUAAAAAGGAUUUGACAUAGAGUCAUUAAACCUUACGGGAAGGUUGCUCAGCAUAUUUAGUUUUGCACCUGGGGUUUCGCUUGUGGAUUUAUCCAGUAUUUGUAGAGUUAUUUCCCUUGACUUAGUAAAAACUGUUUCAUUAUGUUGUUAUUUGUUCCUUGAGUGCUUGAGUUAGAAUCAACCAACUUUACAGGAAUAAUGAUCAACAUCACUAAAUUACAGGAAUAUUGAUUCACAUCACUGUGAAGCUAUGAACCUGGGACUUUGCAUGUUGUUUUUUUCAGUUUUGUUAGAGUUAUUGCCCUUGAUUUACAGUAGUAUAAAUUUGCAAUUUUCAACUUGUUCAUGCAUAGCUCAAAAAGUAUUUCACUUGUAGGCCUGAAAGUUUACAAGAAUGUUGGUCAGCAUGUGUACUUAUGCACCUUGGGGUUUGCUUGUGGAUUUAUUCAGUAUUUGUAAAGUUCUUGCCCUUUACUAAUUAAAAGAUUUUUAGUUUUCAAAAAAUAUUUGACCUAGAGUCAUAAGAUUGACAGAACAGUGGCGCGGUGGGGGCACCCGUGUCUUAUGGACACAUUUCUAGUUACUCAUUAAAGCAUAGCCACUGUAUUUACUGUGAAUUGUGAUAACUAAUUUUUAUACUUUGUA